Molecule: messenger RNA, 3534 nt
Organism: Pediculus humanus corporis (human body louse)
Lineage: Eukaryota; Metazoa; Arthropoda; Insecta; Psocodea; Pediculidae
Product: breakpoint cluster region protein, putative
Exons: 17
Coding region: 1-3534 (1177 amino acids)
Biological process (GO): positive regulation of GTPase activity; signal transduction
Cellular component (GO): membrane
Molecular function (GO): guanyl-nucleotide exchange factor activity; GTPase activator activity
Source: RefSeq, a predicted model, not a curated record
AUGGAAAGAUUUCCCGAUAGUGAAUUACCAGCAGCUUGGGAAGAAGACGUUCGUUCAAAUUUAAUGAAGCACAGGCAAUUAUUUAUAAUGAAAACGCAAAAAGUUACAUCUUUGAGGGAAGAAUUAGAAAAAGAAGAAUUUUAUGUCGAGUAUUUAGAAAAUUUGUUGGCUGAUGUUGAAAAACAAAAGACUAGAGCUGCAGGAGAUGGGGAAGCUGCUGGUGAAGAUGAUUUAAAUUUAAAAGACAAUUUAGACAAACAAACAGAACUUACUGAAAUUCCAAAUAAAUUUUCAAAAUCCUGCAGUCAAAAUUCGAUUGAUCUGUGUAUUAAUGAAUUAGCCGACAGUGCUCCAGUCAAAGAAAAAACUUCUUCUUUUUUACCAAGUGGAACGGAGAGAUCUUUCAGUGUAGAAGAUGCCAAACAAAGUGGUGAUGAAAGUGAAAAAAGAAAUCUUGAUUGUAGGCAAAGGAGUUUAACACAGCCAAAUCUUUUAAAUUUUAUCACUGUCAUUGAAAUCAGUGGCAAGAAGAAAAUGGAUAUGCCUCUUAAGUGCCCUCCUAAGCCUCCACCGAAAACAUUUAUGAGACCCAUUCCAGAUGGCAAUAUAAAACCGAUUGAUUCAAAUAGUUUAGAAAAUGAAAAUUCUAAAAAAAGAAUAGGACCAACAUUGCCUUCGCCUGAAUUAUCUCAAAUCGAUAAAGAAAGUGUAGAAAAAUCACAAAAAAAUGAAGCUAAAAUUUCGGAUGAAGAUAAAAGUGAUAAUGAAGAUUCAACAGGGAAAUCUGGCGAAUCUUCAUAUGGAAAAAUUACAAAAAAUUUAUUACAUAAGACUGAAGAUGAAACAUUAAAUUCAAAUGGCCUUACAAGGAGUAACAAUCAUCAAUCAAUACAAUUUGGUAUUAAUCAAGAAAAAGACAAUUUAAAAAGCUCAGAAACAGAAAGUUUAGAAACACAAAGUGUAACCGAUAAGUUAGAAGAUGGAGAUGAUAGCAAAUUAGAUUUUGAAAAUAUUAUAGAAAGUGAGCCUUAUUACGACUCUGUACCUGCUGAAGACAGCGAUGGAGAGUCUCUAACUCUACCGAGUCGAGGUUCGUUGAGACCAAGCGUGGCAGCGAGCAAUUCAAAUUACGUUAACAUUGAUUAUUUUAUCAAGCAAAGACCGACAAUAGAAAGAAGUAGUUCCGUUGAAUCCGAAGAAAAUAUCAGCAACGCUUCCGAAUACACUCAAAUAGAUAAAAGUGACGAUUUUCCCUCGCUUUUGGUCGGAAAUGUCUCAGAUGGAACGUACACCAGUAAUUCUUCUCUCGAAUCUUCCGGAACGAAAAUUUCCGGGUCACUCGACGCCGAUCCUGCCGACAUGCAGAAAAAAAUCAUAGACUCCGUCAUCGAGUCAGAAACAAUAUACUUAGAGUGUUUAAACGUUUUGCUACAGUACAUGAAAGCUCUUAAAGCCACCCUGAGCACUUCUCAGCCUGUCAUUUCCGAAGAUGAACUCAACACCGUUUUUUAUAAAAUCCCAGAACUUCACGCGAUGCACAGCAAGUUUUUAGAGGGAUUGAAAAAUUGCACUUCUUACGGACAACACUUUUUAAAACUUGCUGAAAAUUUAAACGAAUAUGGCGCUUUUUUGCAUAACUACGGACGAGCUACGGAUACCGUUAAAAGGAGGAGUCAAAUAUGUCAGCAAUUUGCAGAAAUAACUUCCGACAUAAAAUUGAAAUCUCUUCAAGGGCAAAUUUUAUCAUUGGAAGAUUUGUUAUUCAAACCGGUGGCCCGAGUUCAAAAAAAUGCUCUCGUUUUAGAUGAUCUAUUAAAAUGUUGUUCAAGUUCUCAAAGCGAUCAGGAAGCAUUAAAAGAAGCAUUAUCACUAACGAAAACAUUUUUAGAUUCAUUUAACAUGAUUGAAACGAAAAAAAUGUUUGGUCACGAGGAUCGAGCUCAAAGAAGACUUGUAAAGAAUUCUUUCAUGGUUGAAUUAUGCGAGGGCCAUAGAAAAUUACGUCACUUAUUUUUAUUUAACGAUGUUAUGGCAUGUGCCAAAUAUAAAUCUACAGGAAGGGGUAAAAUUACUUUCGAAUUAAAAUGGUAUAUACAUUUAAAUGAUUUGAUUAUUUUAGAAGAAACUGCAAACGAGCCAAAAGAAAUUUCACCUCCGAAUUUGUUAUCUUUAAAAUCUCAAGCUUGCACAAUCAGAGAUCAAAUUUUGAGGGAUGAGGAAAAGAGAAAAUCGGGACUCGAAAAACAGAGAAAAAAAUUAGCCGCGUUGGAAGCUCAAUUGGUUUUAGCUUAUCCAGAUUUAGUUUUAAGGGUUGGACAGCGAAGUAAUCGUUUGUACACAUUUUUACUGUCGUCGGAAUUCGAAAGAACUCAAUGGAUCGAAGCAGUUCAUAAUUUACAAAAUACUUUUCAACAAAGUCAUUUACCCGGUCCGAAAAACAAUUCCGUGAGCAUGGUAGAACUUCAAGCGUGGGUGACAGCUUGCAGAGCAUUUUUAAAAACAAACAUGGGAUCUUACCUCAUGCGAACGGUUCAAGAUGAAAGUUUGCUACGGGGAGACUUGCACGUGACUCUGGGAUACCUUCACGGAUUAUCUCAUCCGAUGGAUUUGUUUUUGGUACUCGAAGUGGACAGUUACGGUCAUUAUUUUCGAAAAGCGAGAAGUAAACUCAUUUGUAGAUCCCUAAAUCCCAGAUGGGAUCAAAGUUUUGUCAUCGAUCUAGAGGGGAGUCAAAAUCUUAGAAUACUUUUGUACGAGGAAGCUCAAGAAAGAACGAUACUGAGGGGAAAAUCAACUCGAAAGCUUUCCGUGUCUUGGCUGGGGCCGAAUGAAGUUGCCAAAAAAAUAAGUUUAAGUGCCGGCGUCACAUUAGUUAUGAGGCUGAGAUUUCAACCGGCUGAUGUAUCCCUAAGAAGGAUACCCCAAUCCAAACCUUUGGGAUUCGGUAGUAAAAUACAACAAGUUUGUCGGAGAGAAGACAGAAGUGUGCCGUUCAUAAUAACGAGUUGCGUGAGGGAGGUUGAAAGAAGAGGGAUGACGGAAGUCGGGAUUUACAGAGUUUCCGGUUCCGCAUCCGAUUUAGCAAGACUAAAAAGAUCCUUCGAAACGAAUUGCUACGAAGCCGAACAAUUGCUCAAAGAAGUUUGUGUACAUUCCGUGACGGGGAUAUUAAAAUUAUAUUUGAGAGAAUUACCCGAAGCACUUUUCACGGAUUCCAAUUACGAAAAGUUUUUACACGCGUGGAAUUUGGGAGAAAAUCAAAGAGACGGAGCGUUAUCGAGUUGUUUUCAAUCUCUACCAAUACAAAAUCGCGAGAUUAUUAAUUUUCUUCUAGAUCAUUUAAUUAGAGUAAAUCAACACGAAUCGGCGAAUAAAAUGAGCCUACACAAUUUGGCCACCGUUUUCGGGCCCACAUUGCUACGACCGAGUUCGAAAGAAUCCAAAUCCCGGGAUUUGCUGGCACAGGGAACGUGUGACGUCAUGGCUCAAGCGGGGAUUUUGCAUCACUUUUUAAUGCAGAGACACGUUCGGUAG